AUGCAUUGGCACCAUCGACCAACCAUCCACUCUUUUUCAAGUUGUCUUCAAGUCUUUCCAUGGCUUUCAAACUAUGAGUCGGUGCGGGAAUGGAUACAUCCCCCGCGAGAGGAGAGACGCACUCGUCAAAUCUGGCAUUUUUGGCAGACAUACCCAACUUGUGCCAGUCAUGGCGCUGACUUCUUCAGCCGCAAGUUACUAGCAGUUGAUUUCACUUCCUUGUGGGACUUUCUCAUACAUUGUUCCGUUAUUCACCUUUUCAAAACAGAAAAUGACUCAGUCCAUUGCAACGUUCGUGUCGGUAAGUCCAAAUAUUCAGUCGAAUCAAGCUUUUGA
Laccaria bicolor S238N-H82 is the source of this 336-nucleotide messenger RNA. RefSeq lists its product as uncharacterized. The record is from RefSeq and is a predicted model, not a curated record. The transcript has a single exon. The coding region runs from base 1 to 336 and encodes 111 amino acids. NCBI's taxonomy places the organism in Eukaryota, Fungi, Basidiomycota, Agaricomycetes, Agaricales, Hydnangiaceae.